Protomyces lactucae-debilis is the source of this 3157-nucleotide messenger RNA. RefSeq lists its product as uncharacterized. The record is from RefSeq and is a predicted model, not a curated record. The coding region runs from base 483 to 2690 and encodes 735 amino acids. The transcript is spliced from 2 exons. NCBI's taxonomy places the organism in Eukaryota, Fungi, Ascomycota, Taphrinomycetes, Taphrinales, Protomycetaceae. Gene Ontology annotation, biological process: DNA-templated transcription. Gene Ontology annotation, molecular function: DNA binding; zinc ion binding.
AAUAGUUAUAGCAAAUAUGUCUUGACAAAGAAGGUGCUGCUAGACAAGAGCCUCGUGGUGUAGCUCGGGCAGCAACCCUAUUGCCGAGGUUCACCAAGGGGAAGGGCAACUUCGCACUGACUUCUGAACGAUUAUGUUACAAGCCGCGUGAGUUGCACAUGGCCUCGCAACACACAGCGUGUCUAAACACGUAGUGAGGAACAUCGAUGCUCUUUGCGAUCCUCCAUCACUCCAAGUCUUUUGAGACUCGGAACAAGUGCGCCGAUACCAUGAAGACUCAAAACAUCCAAUGUUGUUCCAAAUAGAAAAGACACGAGGACGAGAGGGAACCCCCUGUUAAAGGCGCAGCCGAAUCUACAUAACGCAGUGGAUCUCUGUCGAUGCGCCUUUCUCUCUCGACGAUUUCCAACAGCUGACCACUCACACUCUUUUUGACCCUCAUUUUACCCUACACCAACUCGUCCGCUGCUGAAUUAGACUUGAUGGACAGCGAGCCAACAGGAUCGAAGCCGUUUUUGCCAACAAGCACAUCUGAUCAGAUCCAGUCAAUCGAUUUGGCUGUACCACACGCAAAAAUGCUGCCGCCACCAGUAUCGCCUUUUCGCUUGCCAGCUGUGAGCGAAUUGACGGGUGGGCAGACAUAUCCUCCCAUUCGUCCAGGCUUUCUACGACAGCCUUUCAGCUUGCCGCCCCUGAUCAUCACCAGGUAUGGUGCCGAAAGUGACGGAGAUCGAAGUUCGCCAAGACUUCCCAUCAUGCAAUCGCCUAUGCCGCAUUCGCCUCUGGAUAGGCGAACACCCCCACAAGGGGCUUGGACGGUCGGUCGUGCUCGCACAUCCAAGACACCUCUCAACGAACACACAAGCAACGCUCGUAAGCGCGCAAACAGCGAUACUGAGCUCGAGCAACGACCUGGCCAGUCAGGUGAGACCUCGACGCUGCGACCUUUCAAGCAGCGUCUUCUCCCCAAAAUGCCAGAACCUCGACACUUUAUUGCGUCAGCUUCCCAUCAAGACGCACUCAAUCGACAAAAGAGCCAGCAAGAGCGUGACAAGCCAGUAGCUCGCAAAGGUCAGACCCCCACGGCUGCAACCGCACCCAUGCGGCAAGACACCAGCUCUGCGUCGCCAAGACGACAAGAUUUUGUACCGCCAUCGCCUACUGCAGUUUACAGCCCAACAGGCGUAGCUUGGUUUGUUUCAAUGCAACGACCUGGCCGCCGACCAGGACGCAAGUCGCGUGUUCAGAUUGAACGCUUGCGUGUCGAGCAGAUGGAACAGGAGCAGCACUUGAGUGAGCGACAAUCUCGUGCUCAAGAAAGCCCCGGACGUGCCGACAGGCACGAUUUGGAUGUUCGUCAACCUGUCACCCAACGACGGCCCUCCAUACGCCCUAUUCAACCAAAAGAUCGGCCGCAAGACUUGCGUGCAGAGGCAUUGCAGACUCGACCCAUCAACAAUGGUCCUUUUUCAGCAGAUCGCAUCCAUUUCUCUUCAAAGGCAGUCAUUCCCUUGACUCGAUUUGGUGAAUUGACCGCUCCACCGCCAGUCUUGUCGCCCGAGAGCCGAUACUUGCCAAGCAUGAGUCCAAUCGUCCCUAGCUUCCCAAAACGACCCGAAUUACGCCCGACGGCGAGCUUUCCUCGACCAUGGCCUGGUUCGCCAAUCCUUGAAAGACGAGACUGGCCUCCAAUGCCAGUGGUAACACCUCCAACGCCGGUGUCAGCAACGUUCCGGUACAAAGUGAAACCAGCAGGUCAAGUGAGACAAGCCUCGACGCACCUCGACAUUGCAAAUGGAGCAGACCAAUGCUUGACAGCUCUUGCAUUCGAUCCCGUGGUGUUGCAAUUGUGUCACCAAGAGCGUCUAGAAAAAAACAGGAAACAAGAGCAAAGAAAGGCCAGUCUAAGCGUAAAUGGACGAGCUUUGCUGUCUCCGACAGGCAACUCGAUUUCGCACCCUGGAAGAAUUCGUCAACAGACAGCCGGACCGGACACUUUGAGGUCUCAAGAAAACGCUCAGCCGACAUACAAAGUGCAAAGUCUCGCAGUCGGGCUAGAUGAGCGCUCAAUGUUUUUCAGGGUGCCCCAUCAGGCAAGCCUAACUGAUAAGUUGGUCCACUCUGGAGCUGCGACCAUUGAUUCAGAAUUGCUAGAACGCAUCGUCGCGCCACACGGAGACUUACUCUGGCACACGUACUUCAGAAUCGUGCAUCCUAGCCUGCCCAUUUUGAGCAAACGCCAGCUGAGGUCACGUAACGAUGAGAGAUUCCCGACCACUUUGCUGGCUGCAAUGUACCUGUCUGCGAGCUCCUACCUGCCAGCGAGCUUCAAGGACAAAUUCAUGCUGGAUGGUCGAUGCAACAAUCUUCAUACCUUGUUGAAAGGAGGCUUGCUAGCAGAAGCGGAGAACCCCAGUCUCGCCACUGUGUGUGCAUUCUUGCUUUACCUUCAUUUACCGUUGUGGCAGGAAACUGCCAAGCUUGACGACCUCGGUGAAGCAGGAUUCAACAUUGAGGCUACUAACAGACGAUGGAUGAUGACAACACUUCUCCUGAAUUGUGCGCACCAGCUUGGACUCAACCUAGAUCCUGGACAGUGGGCAAUUAGUGAAUCUGAUAAGCAUAUGCGUAGGAGACUUUGGUGGAUGACGGUAAGGCCUCUAGCGACGUUUAAUACUGCUGACAAGUAGUUGACUCUUGAAAAGUGGAACAGCCUCAUUUGCGGCCGGCGUUCGACCAUUCGUCCAGGCCAAUAUAAUGUCGAGAUGCUGGCACUGACGGAUUUCAAUGACGAUGAUAAUGGUCCGACGAGCCUGCCUGGGCAUAUGCGUACGUCCCAGUAUUCACCCGACUUUGCUGACAAUAGACUGCAUCGCAAAUGCAGAUUUGGUCCUGCUGCUGGCAGACAUUCUCGAAAUCUUACACAAUAAUACGCGCGCUCCACUAGGCACGGAGCGGCUGAUGCUGUCGUCGCUGCUCAAUUUCCGUGCAGGCCUUCUAAAGCUAAUCAUUCCAAAUGAACACCCGCUGGCUUCGGGUGAACAUCAUCAGGCCAUUUGCCAUUUGCAAUUGCACCUGAGUUUCAUGGCAUGCUGGAUUUUAACGCUCAAGUCUCUCAUGACCAGGCCGCAGGACGCGACUGACCCAGAGACACCAA